Molecule: messenger RNA, 930 nt
Organism: Leguminivora glycinivorella
Lineage: Eukaryota; Metazoa; Arthropoda; Insecta; Lepidoptera; Tortricidae
Product: stress protein DDR48-like
Exons: 23
Coding region: 15-830 (271 amino acids)
Source: RefSeq, a predicted model, not a curated record
ACAGAUCGUACAGUAUGAAGUGCGUCAUCUUCUCCCUGUUGUUAGCUGUGGCAUUGGCGCUGCCCGCGCCUAAACCAGACGACGACGACGACAGUAGGCCGCGCCGUAGUUUCCCAUUGUUUAGUUCGCGCAGUCUUUCGAGAUCUUCAAGCGACAGGGAAGACGAUGAUGAUGAUAACUCGACUUAUGAAAAAUAUACGAGAUCUGACAGAGACCGGGAAGAUGACGAUGAUGACAACUCGACUUACGAACCAUCUUGUCAGAGUUUAUCAAGAUCAAGCCGGUAUUCCGAUAGCGACCGAGAAGAUGACGAUGAUGAUAAUUCAACCUAUGAAUCACGAUCAAGCAGUAGCAGUAGUAGUAGCAGCAGCAGUAGCAACUCUAAUGCCGAAAGAAGUUACAGGUCAAGCGAACGCGUAGCUGAACUAUCGUCAUAUUUGGACUACCUCAAUGAUAAAUAUGAUGGCCAGGGUGUUUUGAAAGUAGAAUACACUCCGGCAGUAAAGAAGUUCAACAAAUACACAAGAACACACAACCUAGGGUCACUCCACUUCUCAUACCAUCCUCCGGAUAAGUCCUACCGGUCAAAGAACUACAAGAAUUAUUUUGUCUAUUCGCCGCGCGCAAGUGUCCAAAGCAGCUCAAGCUUAUAUAAAUCAAAUGUACAGCCCUGGGACUCAUAUAGAUCUGACGAAGACGCAUCAUCAGAAUAUGAACCUUACUUCAAGUCUGAUUACUCGCCUUACAAAUCUUGGAAGUCUAGAAGCCAUAAGAAAUCCAUGUUUGGCAGGAACAACAGGCAAGACGACUUCGACGAUGACAAUAAUUAAACAAUUAUUUAAUUAGUUAACGAACGCUUAUGUACUCACGGACGUAUGAAUUUUAUUUAAAUAAGUAAAUCAAAUGCCAAUAAAGGCGAUGUUGCAGCAA